GUUCCCAUACAAUGGUAGGCUCGAAAAGAAUCUCACAUUCACAACAAACAUGGCGACCGGAUGCUAAAUGAUCGUAGCAGAUUCGUCAAGAAAUAGGCCGAUCGAAAGGACACCCCAGCUUUUAGGUAUAAAUUACUUCUAGUUCUUCUUUGAAUGCAUCAUGUAGAAGCUUGUUAAGUUUGUGAAAAAACGUUUGGAAGCGACGUAGGGCGACAGCGUGAACUGGCUUGCUCAUUUGCAGCUGUGAAAUACUCUAGAGUUCCAGAUCAAGAAAUGCCGACAAGAAAAAAUCAACCGUGAUCGCCGAGUUUAAGAGAAGAAAAACAUGUCCAAGCAUCGAUCUACUCGCUCCGAACAAUUUAGUGCAAAAAUCCAUGGACUUAGGGAAAUAUACAAAAGAUUGGACAGCAAGACUCUGCCAUUACCGACUGGGAAUGAUGUUGCAAACUUUCUCACAUGGUUUCAAGAUGUGCUUCAAGGCAUUGUCAAGGAGGACAGACCAAAAUUGAAACCAGACAAGGACUGCUUUGAUUCUGAGAAUCACCCCUCGAUGGCCUACGCAGACCUCUACCACGCCCUGGUCAAACUGGCCAGGGUGGUACCUGUAGUCGAGCUUGGAGGGGAAGCAUUUGCCAAGAGCAUCCUAUCCAUUAUGGCAUCAUUGAUCCCAUUUCUACCAAAGGACCAGUUGAAUUCCCUCCCUCUUACUUUGGCUAUAAAUCUUGCUACCUGGCCAGAGACCAUGCAUUUCAUGAUACUCAAUCUUCUUUGUGGAUACGUCAUGCCAACUGUGCUAUAUUUGCUGCAUCCACCGCCCGGUCGACCCUCCUAUGCCUCCUUGGCAUGUCCAUCACUUAUCAUGACAGUCCUCCAGCACUGUCCAGACUCUAAACAACAAGCUCAGUUUGUGGAAGCACUAAUGCAGUGCAAACCAGAUGUAUGUAUGGACCUUUUAGCCGUAGUGGCAUAUGGGCCUCAACCCAUCCUCAACUCCGCUGGACAGAUUCUUCUUCAUUACUUUCCUCUUUGGACACAAGGUGGCGCUGAUGACUGGCAAUAUGUCUAUGAAUCCUGGUUUCCCUCCAAAUGCCAAAACAAGGAUUGUUCAUCCCCAAACCAAGGUCACUGCGCCUACAUUUGCUACGAUGCCUGCUAUGCUGCAAAGAAUUGUGACAUACCUCCGCCUGCUUUCAUCUGUGCAAAAUGUAAUGAGGAAGCAGAGAAGGAGUUGGCGGAUUGUCCAGAAUUCCUGGUGAAGACUGUUCAGCCACUGGGCCCAGUACCUACCAAAUGCCAAGGCCCUUCUUGUAAAGGCCAGGGCAAGCCUAGUGCAGUCAUGUGUUUUUCGCCAGAAUGCGCAACACUCAAUAGGAAAAGAGGAGCUGCUCUGUGCCAGGAGUGUAACGUCCUGUAUCACGAAAACGAGAAGGGCGGGGCACGACACGUGGUGCAAACACUGUUCCCAGACCCCUGGUCCAUGGAGGGUUGUGACCAGGCCUACGCGACCGAAGCCGUCGUCCGUCUGCUUCGUGAAGCCAAGCCUUGUCAAGGAACGAGAUGUGAAGCUAUGGGACUUGCAGGAGACGUAUUGAGACUUGAGCAAGUAGACGACGAAAUCGACAACGACAUCAACAAUCGGCGCAUGCUCAGUCGGUUUGGCAUCUGGCUACUUGUGGGCAUAUGUAGCGACCCCACAAAGUGCGAGUCACCUGAGAGGCUUGGGCGACUUGUUGCCAUGGUAAUUGCCUGGAUUGACACCACUUCGUCUCUGAUGCGAGACUAUGUGGGUGAGCUGCUAAAAAGACUUGCAUCUCAGCACGCCAGUAAGUGGUUGAGCGCUGUUCGCGAUGAUAAGAUGGAGUUAUUCUGUGCGUGCAUCUCUCCAUCUCCGCCUGAAUACGCCAGAGUAGGCACCUGUUGGGAUGCGCUAACAAGUACUGUACGGCAAUACGUAGAAGGGCUUCACCGAAUCUGUUGCCUCAUACCGUUUGACUUGCUUAAUAUUGAGGUGUGGGAGACGGUCAUGCCAUUGUGGAUGGAUGCCAUUAAAGCCGAUGUUCCACCAGAGGAUCUUCCCAAGUUCAAGGUUCUGCUUUGCAAACUGUUUGACCCGCUCUUGUCACCAUUCAAAUGGCCGGCAGAGAUUAGUCUUGGCUUCGUGAAAAAGGCCGUCGAGUCGUCCAAUCACACACAGCUAGUACAGGGCCUCUCGUGGCUACAGAUGCUGUCUACAGAAGAAGUGAUCAUCAAAGUCCAUAUGUUGACCAACAUGUUUCUUAAGGCUAUCCAGAGCUACACCGAGUUCCCAGAGUCUGUACCGACCAUGUUCCCAUUUCCACAAUCACAAGCACCGCAGACUAACGAAACGCCGGGCUCACCCGACACUCCGCCUGUCAGCGCAGCCAGUACCAAUAUGUCCGCUGACUUGACUGAGGUCAACACCCCGCUCUCGUCGUUCAUUCUUAUGCUGGACUUACUGGUCAAACAGGUUCAGCUGCAGUUUCAGAGAGAACGGCGCAUGCUCAGUGCUGCCGAGCGUGAGGAGAUCAAGAAGCUCAUCAAUAUGAUGUUGGACGUGACAUGGACGGGGGCGCAUGGAGACCACUCGAUCACGUGUCAACAGUGUGAGAUGGUGGCCGUCUGGUUCAAGUUGGCGCAUAUGUUGCUGGAGUCUGUUUUUCCUCCAGGCGAGGUUGCUGCCGAGGACACACUUCACGCGGUGGCUUAUGGGUCGAUUGUGCGUGGAAGUUCCAGUAGCAAGGGAGCCUCGUUUCGAAGCACAGGUUCUCGUCAGAGCGUGCAAAUAGCAUCCGAAACCAUCGAGGAAGAAGUCUUUUUUGAGACAGUCACGGCCAACACGAACGCUUCUGCCAAUGGCUCUGACAGUUACCAAGGCGACCUGGACUCAGAGGGUCUAGCAAAUCAGGGCGACGGUCAAACAGACUCUGCGGACAGCGGUGUCGCGAGCAUGCGCGGUGGCAACGGUAUCGGGUCGUGGAGGAGUGGGUCGAGUUCAGUCAGCUGGAACGCGGUGUUCGAGAACAAUCCUCAUCUACAGCUACUGAUUGGUCUAUUGAAGGAGUUACCAAAGCAAGAAGACCACAUCGUUCAGCUGAAUGUGCUCAAGUGUCUACAAGUGCUUGUUUUAAGAGGGGACUACCUGCGCGUUGCCAUGGAAGCGGAGCCGGACUUCUUGGCCUACCUACAGGAGAUAUUCUUUAUUCCUAAUCUGUGGGAGCUUCUUCAGGCGGAGCAUUCGGACCUAUCUGAGAUCGCCACGCGGAUUUUGCUCCACUGCAUCUGUCUUCCCUACGGCGCCGAGAAGCUUUGUGACAACGUGGAGAGUGCUUUCACCGAGCACGAUUGGCGCGUUCGCUUCGCGGGCGUAGAAAAGGUAACGGUGUUGGCACGUUUCCUAGAGAAAGAGAACGUAAAGUCCAAUAACAUCGCGAUGUCUGCGCUUGCGCAAUGCUUCACUUUCCUUGUGGGCGCGGUCGAGGAUGUUUGUACCCCGGUGUCUACCCGAGCUAUCGCCAUGCUCGACACAAUCAAGGCGUCCGCGCUCAAGAUCCUGUACUCUUGCAUCGAGCACCAGUAUGACGCCAUGCCCAAAGACCGUCUUCUCCUGAUCCACACGUGCCGCAUCCUGCACCGCAUCCUACCCCACUACACCCCCCUGUGUGGCAUGUUCUUCAUCGGGCGCUUCAAGCACCUUCUGAUUGAGAACGCGGACUAUGUCUCUUUUGGGAGCCCAAAGAUCCGCUCUUCUGCUGGUGCUGCAUCUAACUACGUCAGCCCUAGUAGCGAGGUGCACACGCCUUUGGAGUCGGUGACUGACUCGGGCAAGAGGCCAGCGAUAUGGAGAUCUCAAUCCGGUAAGUCUGCAAUGUCGGCCGGACAGAGCCGGUCACUUCGCUUGUCCGAUAUGUUGGCCCUGAAUCGUCAGCCUCGGCCAUACAGCUCAUCAUUCCGCUGCAGCUACAUCUUCACCUUCAGCUCGAGUAGUGGUGAAAGCAUCAGCUACAACAAGCAGCCCCCUGCUUCGGAUGGUAACAGCACUGGUGGCAGCGGCAGGCAGCGUCGGACAGGAGGGUUUGGACAGAUGACCAGUGACCUUUCGGACCGCAUGUUUCUUGGAGGACGCGUCCAGAAUAAUCUACCGACAGUGAUUGAAGAGGGGGACUCGGAGAAGGGCGACAAGGAAUCCCAGAGGCUCUCGCACGCCUCUGAAGACUCGUCGCUAAGUCAGGAAGCGAGCCAGGCCGUCGCGGACAGCGGUAACCUCGAAGCAGCUGCCACUCACCAGCUUGUAACUCUGGUCAUGGACUUCCUAGCGUAUCCAGGCGCUAACAAGAACAGCAAGCGAGGCCAGUUCGUCCAGACGCAGAGUUUCGAGGUGGUAACCAUGAGCAAUUAUUUGGGAGUUUUAAUGGGCUAUGACAUCAAAGUUGGUGAAUUUACCGGAGAUCCUCGCCGACUAAGGUCGUUCCCAGUCUUCCACGCGUACAUGAGCGGCAUCGUGCAGGUCCUGGAUCAGAACCAGGAGUGGGGAGGGGAACUCCUGAACCUCACCCUUCAGCUGCUCCUCUUCUGCGCCGCGCCACGCCCAAUGAACCGGACCCAGGCCCCAGACUUUACGCUUAUCCGCCUGCCGCCGCCCAUGCGUAGGAUAUGGCUGCUUGCCGUUCUCAUCAUACUAUAUAAGUACCCUUUCCACGAAGAUUCCCACCGUAGGGACACUAGGAACCUUAUUGCUGUGGUGCUCAACACGCUUGAGUCCCAGAACCAUAAGUGCCCUGGCCCCAGGAGCGCGCAGGUGAAGCGUCAGAGUCUGUCUUUGCUGGACCUGGACACUUUGAACCCGGAUGAUGGAUGUGCCGCUAGGCCUGAUACUCCAAGCAGCCCUCGCGCGCGAAAAUUUGGCGAGACCAGUCGUACGUCACCAACCAAUAAAGAGCGGCUUUCGACAGGCUCGUCUGCCGAUCUUAUCGACAAGCCUUCCGACGACGAACCGACGACCAGCCGAACGGCAAUCGAAUCUAAAUCUCAACCAUUUGCCCUACACGAAACAUCUUUCGUGGGCCCCUUCAACAAACCCAUGACCAGCACCCCCAUGCUGGAGUUGAGUCCGACUAGCGGUCCGGGGGGGUCAAACUCAGGCGAGGAGGGAGGGGAGAGUAGACCGCUCAUUGACGGUGGUGCGGAAAAGAAGUUAAAGCGAGCCCAGGCCCUGUGUGCGCGUAACGAGAAUCGAGAGAAGCGUUCGUACUUCUAUAACCUGGCCCGACGAUAUAAGUCAGCUCUCACCUCUCUGCAUGUCUCCAUAGACUCCACUUCGAGUAAGGACACUAAAGAAAGUGUGGAGGGCAUUUUAUCACUGGGGCUGGAAGACACCACCAGAAAGCCAUCUCGCCCCAAGCUCCUUACUGGAAUGUCCUUCAGGUCCAUGGACAGGUCAUUGGAGAAGUCCCUCGAUAGACUGGGGGACCUAGUGGAUAAGGAGCCAGAACUACAGGAUAUUGACUUGGACUCAUGUCCCGAGUGUGGGGCCAGUCUGGAGGAGUUUGAGGAAGAGACGCUUAACUUGUCCAUCGUGGUGCUAUCCACCUACGUCCACCAGAGCCCGUCAAUGGCAAUGCCGUACCUGCUGAAGAUGUUAGAGUGUGUCGGAAGGAAAUGCGUCAAUCCUAUAUUUCCAUGGCAGGAUAAAAGUGAUGUACUGAUCCCAGGAUCGACCACGGAAGUCGCCAAGCAGUUUUUACGAUGUGUUCUCAUCAAGCUUGCUCCUAAUGGAAUCUUCUCCGAGCUCUUCAGGACAGCUUUCAGAUCGGAUGAUACACUUCUCAAGGCAGUCGCGUAUGCGCUUAACGACUUCUCGGCCUUUGAUCAGAUGUCGCCGAUCGCCUACCUUCUUGAGGACAUCCUAGGUUUCCGCACGCUUGGUGACCGUGUAAUGGUGUUACUAGCAAACCUCGCGACUUACUUCAAGCACGCGUCAAAGGAACCGACUAGCGCGUGGCAAAGUCAGCUGGCGCACUUUGAGAACUUCUUCCGCAAGCUGCCCUCGGUGCUGCCUGAAAACAGUGACUUCUCGCCUGCAUUUCAUAUCAUGAGUGAGAUCUUGACUGCGGCAAACUCCUCUUUCAAGGUCCUUCUUCAGCCGUUUUCGGUGGUCGUGACGUUCUCCAUCAAUAAGGGAUCCUUUCAUCUGCAGGAUCUGCUUGACUUGUGCUCCAAGUGUAACGAGACCUUUCCCAAAGAGCGUGACAAGCUGUUCCUGACGCGUGCCGUUGUCACGGAGCUAAUGCAUGCAGUUCGAUUCCGGUCAUACCUUCCCGACCUGAAUCUACAAUCCAUACUACAGUUCCUUGCGAUCGACGCGGGAAGCAGAAUCACCUUUGGUGGCGAUGGAGACCACACCGAGUACUCGCUCCCAUUUGGGUCUCGCACUCGUGCUAUGGACUGUAUGCAGCCGUAUUAUGGGGAAGCGAUAGAGUUUAUUCGAGACUGGAACUUUACUUCAAAAUCGAGUAACGAAAACCGUCGGUUGAGUGAGCCAAACCUAAACUUCGACACGGUCCCCAUCCACCUCAAGGCGAGCGUGGCUCAGCUGGCGGCAUUGGAGCUCACGAAACAGCCCAAGUCCGGCAAGCUGUACACCAAGGCCCUGAGCUGGCUCAAGAGUCCUCCCACACCGUCACAACUAGGGCCCAAAGAGCUGCUUGAGUGUGUAAGUAACAUGCGCCUGCUGACGUGGCUGCUGCACGGUUCUCUGUCCCACAUGGUACACUCUAAGAUCACUCACGCCAACUGCCAGCCCAUCUCCCUCGACGAGAACAUCCACAUCGCAGACUACGUGCUCAUCAUCUUAUUCAGCUUUGCUGAGCCGCUCAAGGAGUCACUGAAUGUGACGGCUCUCUACCAUGCCUUCCAUUUGUGCGAGCUGUGGACUCUGUAUUGCGACUACACUAAGCUUCAGGGGGAGUACGGGAUGGACCCGUCCACGCCAAUUGUGCUUGAGUUCUGGGGUAAAGUUACCCCCGGCAUCCUGCAUCUCCUGACUAAAGCAAAAGAGAUGAGUGACUUGGUCGGCCAUAACUUCCUCAAUCUUUUGGAAGCUCUUCAAGAAUGUAACUGCACGUCCUUGCCUAAGUUGUAUCCAAUGUGGCACUCGAUUUUGACGUUCUGCUUCUCGCUAAAAGGGUUGUCCGAAGGAUCUCAUAAUCGCUUGCGUAAAGCUCAAACACGCAGGCGUGUAAACAAGGACACACGCGCAGUGCUGGCGAGGUGGCUGAAACAACUGCAGUUCAAAAUCGCCCUGGCUGAGCAGUCAGCGGCGAACGGACAGACGCAAUUCUUUAUGUUAUAGAAUAAACGUGCUUCUUUCUAGGAAAGACGCGGUUCUAUGUAUGUUAUAGGGAAAGAUACGGUUUUAUAUAUAGGGACGUUGAAAUACGAAGACAGCUAGGAGGACGGCGACGGUAGAAGAGAAUGGAACUGGGAAUUCCAAAGCCGCACGUGAAAUUGCGUUCUGAACCGUCGUGGUUUGACGGGGAAUGACGUUGAAGCCCUCAAGUGUUUUUCACGGCCAUGUAGCGCGCGUACUUAUUUCAGCUAUAUAAUAAAGGGGGAAUAUAGAAAUCAA
Messenger RNA from Nematostella vectensis (starlet sea anemone), 7645 nucleotides. Its product is annotated as protein unc-79 homolog. The record is from RefSeq and is a predicted model, not a curated record. The transcript is spliced from 43 exons. Lineage: Eukaryota; Metazoa; Cnidaria; Anthozoa; Actiniaria; Edwardsiidae. Gene Ontology annotation, molecular function: protein binding. Bases 326 to 7369 code for a protein of 2347 amino acids.